GCGGCCCACAUCAGAAUAAAAUAUUGUUCAAUAAAUGGAUAAACUAAUGGUCAGCAAGAAGUAGGCGGUAGAAAUUAAACCGCUGCCACGUGUCCGGAUAAAUUUUUAGUGGACAAAUCGAAUUCACCAUGGCGAAGAAACGAACAACUUUAACAGAAAGAGCCGUGAGAACGGAAAACAUGUGCAAAUGCAACGUAAACAACUUGCUGGCAAGUUGUGCGAUGCCGUUAACGGUGCUGGUAUUGGCCUUAUACUGCCUCCUGCCACUGGCGCAGGCGGAGCCUUUGAAAGUCGUUUAUGCUGUGAAUGCGGGCGGUGAUGAGCAUACGGAUCAGAAUGGCAUACACUACGAGGCGGACCCGCUGAACGUGGGCAUUGCGUCGGACUACGGCAAACAUUUGCUCAUGAUUGGCCGUGUCCCAGAGCAGGACGAGGUGCUCUACCGCACGGAGCGCUAUCAUACCACCACCUUUGGCUACGACUUUCCCGCCGAUGGCGAUGGCGACUAUGCCCUGAUUAUGAAGUUCUGCGAAGUCUACUUCGAUGCGCCCAAUCGCAAGGUGUUCGAUGUGCUGCUCAAUCGCAAGCACACGGUGGUCAAGCAGCUGGAUAUAUACAAUCAGGUGGGACGUGGCUCGGCGCACGACGAAAUCGUGUACUUUAAGAUCAUCAACGGGCGCAUGCAUUACGAAUAUGAGGGUGAAAUCGAGACGUCGGACGUGCGCAAUGGUCGACUGCGCCUGGACUUCAUCAAGGGCGCACUCGACAAUCCAAAGAUCAAUGCCUUUGCGCUGCUCAAGGGCGACGUCUCGCAAUUGCCACGCCUCCACAACACGGAGGCCAGCGAGCGUCGGGCCGAGCCAGAGGAAGAGGACAAGCCGCGUGCAGCGCGUCCACGCGAUAAUCAGCAGCAUCAAGAGCGCAUUGUGCGCUACAACGAGCGACCAGCUCAACGAGGCUACGACGAGGACGAGGAUGAGGAUGACUAUGACCUGGAGGAGGGUGAGGCAGAUGUACCGCAGCGCCAGCACCACCAGCAGCAAUCCCAACAGCAGCCGCAGCAACAGCAAUCGGCGCAAGGAUCGAAGCGAACGCGCAGUGGUCCACGUCAGCCCAACCCGUAUUCAAUGGAUGACUCCUCCAUACUGAUGCCCGUGUUCAUAGCCAUAGGGGCGUUCAUACCGCUGCUAUUUUGCCUGUGCAAGCUCUGAUCCCCAUGGGAUCGAUUCGUGUUGAUUUUUGUGAUUUUUAUAAAAGACUUAAUUAUAUAAUUAUCGUUUAGUUCAUAGCGACGAAAUGUAAAAGGUUCAAUGUUUCUUUUUCCCCCGCCAUAUGCCAACGCACAAAUCUCCCUCUCUCUCUCUCUCUCUCUUACUUUAUAUAUAAAUAUUUAUAUAAAAUUGUGUUCCUUUUUAUGCAUAAUCAAAUCGGCUCAUUUACUUAAGUUUAAAAUAAUUGAUUUUUGAAUUUUAUCUCUCAUAUUAAGAACAUAUUUAAUUCGCUUUAAACGAAAUCAGUGAAAAUAAACUAUGUUUGUUA
Messenger RNA from Drosophila navojoa, 1539 nucleotides. RefSeq names its product malectin. Gene Ontology annotation, molecular function: carbohydrate binding. NCBI's taxonomy places the organism in Eukaryota, Metazoa, Arthropoda, Insecta, Diptera, Drosophilidae. The record is from RefSeq and is a predicted model, not a curated record. Gene Ontology annotation, cellular component: membrane.